Ictalurus furcatus (blue catfish) is the source of this 2025-nucleotide messenger RNA. Its product is annotated as ATP-sensitive inward rectifier potassium channel 1-like. Bases 696 to 1820 code for a protein of 374 amino acids. Gene Ontology annotation, biological process: regulation of monoatomic ion transmembrane transport; potassium ion import across plasma membrane. Lineage: Eukaryota; Metazoa; Chordata; Actinopteri; Siluriformes; Ictaluridae. The transcript has 2 exons. The record is from RefSeq and is a predicted model, not a curated record. Gene Ontology annotation, molecular function: ATP-activated inward rectifier potassium channel activity. Gene Ontology annotation, cellular component: plasma membrane.
AGGCCUCAAAUGAAAUCAGGAAGAUGUGAAGAAAAUCCUACAAAAAGAGCUGCCAUUUAUUUGGGGUUAAUCAGAAUUGAUGAGCUUGAACAUAAGUGGUUAAUUCUGUAUUGAUUGCACCUGUUAAUUUUAAAUCCACUGUGUGUCCAAUUCUAUGCUUGCAUAGUUAAUAUCUCUGACUUUUGGGGGUCUCACAACUAAAAUGGCAGAACAGAUAAAUUCUGCUGUCAAGGGUUAAUCUAUUUGAAAAUCUGUGGUCUGACCUGUCCACCAGCAUUCUCCAUUUAAAUUGACAGGAGAAUGGAAGAAAAUGUGGAUAAUUUCUUGGGGCACUGUACCUAUAUUCUCACUGUAUGUUGUGGCAUCAUUGUGCAAAAAUAUACCCAAGCCUGCAGUAAAAAAGCACUGGAUUUUGUGUACAUGUAAACAUUAAACAUACUCAAUAUAGCCUUACUAAUUGGAAGGAGCCAAAAGGCAAGUCACACUUAAAGAGGGAGACCAAGAGAGAUAUCACCAUUAUUAAUUUACACAUUUUACUUAUUCAUUUAUUAAGUUGUUUAAGUAUUUGUUACUUUUAUGAUCUUUCAAAAAAAGACAGAGAGAGGGAGAAAGAGAGAAAGACAGAAGGGGACAAAGCUAAUUUUUGGUAUCAUAGAAGAACUGCUAUAGCAGAUUGGGCUUUCUAUACUUGGGAAAUGACACGCUCCUUCCAGCAGUUGCUCCGAGACUACCUAGCAAAGCAGCGCAUUUGCAAAAACCGUUUGGUAACCAAAGAUGGACACUGCAACAUUGAAUAUGGCAACGUGAGGUACAGCAGUCGCUUUGCAUAUGUGCAGGAUUUCUGGACCACCUUUGUGGAGAUACGUUGGCGUUUCAUUAUUUUAUUCUUUGUGGCCUCCUUCACUCUUAGCUGGUUCAUUUUUGGACUUAUUUGGUACUGGAUUGCUCAUAACAAUGGUGAUCUUUGGUGGCAAAAUCCACCUUCGGACCACAAACCAUGUAUAUAUAACGUUUUUGGCCUCACAACUGCUUUCCUUUACUCACUUGAAACACAGAUGACUAUUGGCUAUGGUCUGCGAGUGCUCAGUCCAUACUGCCCUGGUGCUGUCGCCCUAAUUAUUAUCCAGUCCAUCAUUGGUUUACUUAUUAACUGCUUCUGGUGUGGACUGGUUAUGGCCAAAAUCACCUUACCCAAGAAAAGAGCCAAGACCAUUACCUUCAGCAAAAUAGCAGUUAUUUGCUCCAAAAAUGCUGUCCUCUGUUUGCAGAUAAGAGUAGCAAACUUACGUAAGACCUUAAUGAUUGGAAGCCAGCUAUAUGGCAAGCUGCUUAGAACAACAGUCACUCCAGAAGGUGAGACCAUCAUUCUGGACCAGGUCAAUAUUGAUUUUAUGGUUGAUGCUGGAAAAGACAACCUCUUCUUCAUUUGUCCUUUGACAUUAUACCAUGUAAUUGAUAAGACAAGUCCAUUUUUUAAAUUUGCUUUGGACACACUUCUUCAACAGGAGUUCGAGCUAGUGGUAUUUUUGGAUGGCACAGAUGAAUCCACCAGCUCAUCCUGCCAGGUCAGGACUUCCUACAUCCCUCAGGAGAUUAAGUGGGGUUACAAGUUCCUCCCAAUCAUCUCCCGCAGUAAAGAAGGGAAAUAUCAUGUGGACUUUUCCAAUUUUGACAGAGUGGAGCCAAUUUCAACUGCACACUGUGCUCACUGCUUCUACAAUGGCCAAAGCCAACAUCACAGAAAUGGCAGAAAUGGCAUUGACAACCAGGGGUUUGAAGCAAUUGAAGUUGAUGAUCAUAUUAGUGGUACAGAAAUGUAAGAUAGACCUCUGCAUUCACCAAAGGUUUAUUUGCUUGCAGUAUAUAUACUCAGCAAGAAAAGAAACGUCCUCUCACAUUCAACUGCUUGUAUUUCCAUCAAAUUUCUGAAAAUGUGUAAUUCUUUGUAUUAACAUAAAUACAUUCAACAGCUGAAACAUAAACAAGUUUCACAGAUAUUUGAUGAACAGAAAUGGAAUAGUGAGU